Molecule: messenger RNA, 531 nt
Organism: Aspergillus heteromorphus CBS 117.55
Lineage: Eukaryota; Fungi; Ascomycota; Eurotiomycetes; Eurotiales; Aspergillaceae
Exons: 3
Coding region: 1-531 (176 amino acids)
Molecular function (GO): RNA binding; RNA nuclease activity
Source: RefSeq, a predicted model, not a curated record
AUGAAAAGCAAACCCGCCAAUUCAAUCCAAUCCCAUCUUCCAAUCUCCCAGCCCUUCAAAACGCUGCUGUCCACUCUCAACCCUACUAUUCUCCUAGCCCUAGCCCUCACGGCAAUUGCCUCCCCAGUCGCCAACCCCAUCCCCGAGACCAACCUCAUCGAGCGCGACCUUAUCCCUCGCGCACAGGUCAAACCUGUCGACUGCAACGGGGUCAAAUUCACGACCACGGACAUCAACAACGCUCUCAAGCAAGCGAAGGUCGUGCAGACCGCCAAGGACGAAAAGAAAGCCGGCUAUGGCAAAUACCCCGCGUUCUAUGGCGAUGGGGAGAAGCUCUUUCAGUCCACUAGCAACCUGUAUGAGUAUCCGUUGGUCGAUGGGAUUUAUUCCGGAAGCGAGUUGCUCUUUUCUUUUCAAACUACCGCCGGUGAGCCGGGUAAAUACCGGGUCAUCAUGAAUGAGAAGUACAAGUACAUGGGCUCGACUUAUCACCCCCCCUGGAACGGGAGAUACCGUCAAGCGGUGCAAUAA